AUGGGUGGCCACGCUGACGCUAAGACUGGCCACUAUAUCGGCACCUGGGGUAAAUUCGGCUGCCCUACCCCCCAGCGCAUUGCCACCUACUCCCUCUCGCCUAACCGUCAGCGCCCCUUCGCCGGUGCUUUCAACGCUGCUAUCUUCAACACCUUCCGUCGUUUCCGCAACCAGGUCCUCUACGUUGUUCCUCCCUUCGUCGUUGCCUACGCCGCCAUGAACUGGGCCGUCGAGCGUAACGAGUACCUGAACUCCAAGCCCGGCCGCCUUCUUGAGGGUGGUGGUGAUGAAGAGUAA
This is a messenger RNA of Penicillium odoratum, 297 nucleotides long. RefSeq names its product ubiquinol--cytochrome-c reductase subunit 8. The transcript is spliced from 4 exons. The record is from RefSeq and is a predicted model, not a curated record. The coding region runs from base 1 to 297 and encodes 98 amino acids. NCBI's taxonomy places the organism in Eukaryota, Fungi, Ascomycota, Eurotiomycetes, Eurotiales, Aspergillaceae. Gene Ontology annotation, biological process: mitochondrial electron transport, ubiquinol to cytochrome c.